Danaus chrysippus (African queen) is the source of this 765-nucleotide messenger RNA. The record is from the annotation of a GenBank genome assembly. NCBI's taxonomy places the organism in Eukaryota, Metazoa, Arthropoda, Insecta, Lepidoptera, Nymphalidae.
AUGAUCAAUGAACUUAUAGCGUACGAGUGGCCAGAAUCAGACACAAGGUACGAUUGUAUAGUCGCUAUAUCCAUUGGAAAGAAACCUGCUUGUGUCGGUGUUUUUAUAUCUAAAACGAUUGUAUUAACAUCCGCAAAUCCUUUCAAUGAUGUAGGAAAAAAUAUCAGCGCAGUUGAAGUACACGUUAUUAAUGGUGCUUACAAUAAGACAAAAGCCAUUGGUGUCACCAAAAUAGAGAAUAACCACUCCUUUAGAAAGAAACGUUGGAUUCCUAUGGGAGUUCAAGGCACUAAACAUACUAGUAUUCACGACAUUGCUCUUCUUACUACAUCUGUAGCAAUUAAAGGGAUCCCCGGAGGAAAUAAAUUUUUGGGAGGGUCAGGAAGAGAACCAUUUCCAUCGAAACUUGUAAAUGAAACGUCCAAUUGGAUACCAGUUAAUUGGCUUUUCGCUGGUUUCGGAUAUCUUGAUAAAGAACACCUCAACAAUAGUUAUAUUCUGGAACUCAGUUCCUCGUCAGAAUUACUCGCGAAUUGUGACGAGUGGUUCCCGCGAGAGUGGGGUCGCUUUAUAUGUAUGUUGGAUGAUCAGUACUUAUACGGUCUGCCAUCUGGAGCGCCGCUCUUUGAGUUUGGGGAUACGAAUACGGUCUACGGAGUUGGUAGCUUCAGUUUGAAAAAAGGGAAAGAGAAUCUACUAGUAUUCACAGAUAUGCUUCCCUACAUCGGAAAGUUAACUGGAUUUGAAGAGAAAAAAAAACCAUAA